Messenger RNA from Drosophila hydei, 2260 nucleotides. Its product is annotated as zinc finger and BTB domain-containing protein 17. Gene Ontology annotation, molecular function: zinc ion binding. The transcript is spliced from 3 exons. NCBI's taxonomy places the organism in Eukaryota, Metazoa, Arthropoda, Insecta, Diptera, Drosophilidae. The record is from RefSeq and is a predicted model, not a curated record. Gene Ontology annotation, cellular component: nucleus. Bases 79 to 1998 code for a protein of 639 amino acids.
GGCAAUUCAUUUUGUUCGCUCUAUAACUAUAGCGUCUGUUGUUGCGUGCAAUGCACAAUAUUAAUUAGAAGAUUUGUAAUGUCGACUGCAGAGGAAUUUUAUCCAGAUAUAGAGAAGUGGUGUCGCCUUUGCUUAAGGGAGCUCAAGGAUGCGCACACAAUCUUUGCUGAGGACGACACACAGCUAUCCAUACCGAUGCGCUUGAUGGCGUGCCUCUCCCUGGAGGCAAAGUCAACUGACGGCUUGCCUAAAAAGAUCUGCGGCGAUUGUCGUUACCAGUUGGAGAAGUCGUUUCUAUUUCGCCAGCGCAGUCAGGCGGCUGAUAAAAAACUGCGCAAGCACAUCCGACUGGUCAGUAUGGGGAAAAAGAGCCGCGUCUUUGCCAAGGCAUUGGACAACGAGUCCGACGAGGACGAGCUUGAGUUCGAAGAAUCAAUGGCAUUCAUAGAAAAGCUGGAAAUGCUCGAAAAAAACUCACAAAAAUGGCGGGAAAAGUACAAGCAGGAAAUAGAAAAGGAUUUUGAAAGUCGUCUCAAUGCCGCACGUGAGGAGUUCUGCAGUGCAAUGCGCAAUCAACUGGCCGAAGAGGUGCGAAUUGAUGUGCGUCAGCAACUGCGUGACGAGGUACAAGAGGAAAGCCGCAAGGAGCAGCUCGCCAAGCUUUUGGGUGAACUCGAGGUGUUCUUGACCGAAAAGAAAGCCGGUCUUUGGGAAACACUGGGGGAGCUGCCAGUUCAGGCAAAGCCAAAGAACGAAUCCCUUGAACAAUCAGCACCAGCCCCAGCACCAGCGCCAACCCCUAUAUCCGUGCCAGCAUUGCAGACAACCAAUGAGCAGCGUGUAACCCGAAAACGUGGUCGUAUCUCAUCGCCCGCAGCUCAACAAAAGCGUCAACCCAAAGUAUCGGUUACUGAAAGCGCUGAAUAUGUGCUUGAAACCGAUUCCAAAGUGGAGGUACUCUCGACGGACGAUGCGGACAUGGAGGCUACCGCGCUAGAUGCUAAUGAGAGUUUCCGCGAUAUUAAGAUGGUCGGCGCUGGUGAUGUGGUCACCAGUCAGAAUGGCGAAAUCUAUAUUAUAAAUGCCGCCUCAUCGGCAAAUUCGACGCCCAGCUCCUCGACAGAAUUUCAGCAGGACAAGAACAUCACAUCAUACAACAUUAAGGACAAUGGAGAGAUUCAGUUUACGGACGCCAAGUCUGAGGAAAUGGCGGACGUAAUGGUAUUUAAUCUCGAUGAUGAUGGAGGCGACGAUCAUCAGGUGUAUGAGUUUAACGAAAAUGUCAUAAUAUUGUCGAACGAGAAGGGAAACAGUGAAGGCCUGACAUCAGCUAAAAGCAGAAAAAGUGAUUUUGUUGUAAAACGAGCUCCACGCAGCUCUAAGCCGACUGUUGGACGGGUCAGCGAUACUCUGAAAACGUUUCAGUGUCAGCUGUGUCCCAUUUCGUUUGCCACGGAGAAGACACUGUCGCGCCAUCUGAGCACGCACAUUAAGACGCUGAAGAAUGGAACAGGCGGCGCGCUCAAGUGCCCCGUUUGCCAACUGCAGUUGUCCUGCGCCAGUUCGCUGAAGCGCCAUAUGAUCAUUCAUACAGGUCUUAAGCCAUACAAAUGCGAAGAGUGCGACUUGUCGUUUUCGCAACGCGAGGUACUCAAGCGUCACAUGGACACGCACACGGGCGCGAAGCGUCAUCAAUGCCCCCACUGUGACACUUGCUUCGCUCAGAAGACCAAUUUGCAGCAGCACAUUAACCGCAUGCACCUGGAAGGUGAACGCCAGCACAAGUGCCAUCUGUGCAAGCGCAGCUUCAGUCAUGUGUCGGGCCUGAGUCGUCACCUUGUCGCCCACGCAGGUGUCACGUUUGCCUGCAAGGAGUGUGGCCGUCAGUUUAACGAUCGCAGCGCAGUGCAGCGACACGUCCAGAAUGUCCACAAGGUCAAGGACACCGGCGGAGAUUGCGCAACGGAUGGCAAUGGAAAUGAAGCGGAGUUUGAAUAAGCAUCCAAUCGUAUUUGUACACUCUCUUGACUACUUCAGUUUUUAUCUCGUCAAUUCAAGUAGCAUAAUUUAAAGUAUUUUUAAUUGUAGAUUUUAAACAAUUUGUAAUUUUAUUCGAAAUUCUUUAAGUGCUCAAUUUUAAUUUUGGCACUAAACAAGCACAUUUUCUUUAUUGGUUUGGAACAGUGGAAGAAAGGUAUGCAAAAAAUAAUUGUUUAGCACAUAACACGCAAAUUCUUAUUAACAAAUACAAAUUGGAAAC